CCCAGCCAGGCCUUUGUAUCGGCAGCUCCUGUGAAAAGAAAACAAAACAUGCGGAAAGUCUUGUUCUCGGGGCAGGAUGUCGUUCCCUACAUCUCGCACGCCACAAGCCCUCCAAGAACUCUUUCACUGCCUCAGUCACUCGUCCACUCGUCUCUCCACUGAGCCCCAGCAGCAGCACCGGCUCAGGCCCAAAGAAGAAGAAGAAGAGUAGAUUCAACGGAGCUGCCUGCGUAGCGACAUAAGCAUCACUUUUUCUCGUGUUUACCUUCAAACUACAAUGAAGAGAAGUUCCACAGCCUUUAAGAAGAAGGUGAAGGGCACAUGGACGGCCAGGGAAAGUAAGAGAAGCCUUCACAUGACGAAAGUGCCUCCACCACCGCUUCCACCACCACCACCACCACCAAGUCACCACACUAAGUUAAUCUUCUCCGUGGCCUCAGGAAGUGGUGGCAGCGUCAGCCUGAGACGAUUAGUACUGCAGCACGCGUACGUCCGGCUUCCCAAACCUCCGAGGGAGCUGCUCGUGCAACACACUGAGACUCGUCUGGAGCCCAGGAAGAAGCUUGGGUCUGAGAACGAGUCGCUGAUGGAAGUGGCGGCGCUGUCAGCCAGUCCAGCUGGCCACCUCUCCGGGCCCAUAGUCGUGGGGGGCAUCUUGGCGGAAGGGACUGUAAGGGUUCAUGGAGCUCCUGGCUCAAAUUACAAGCAAAAGUACUUGAAGGGCGGGAACUUGAGGCUGCUGAGUACCCCCUUGGCCGAGGGAGGGCACCAGGCCUUCCUCACACUUGGCUUUACUCAGGUCAACCGCAAGAGUCUGGACUUCCAGAUCAAGUCUGGGUCCAGCCUGCAGCACCUCCACGGGGUAGUGAGCCAGCUAAAGGCCCACCUGGAGCAGUCUGGCAGCCUCAGCGCCCUGCUGGCCCUCGUGGAGUGAUUGUUUUGCUGUUUGGGUGACUUAGGAGGCUGGACAAGGAAAAGGGAAGGCAUGGUUAGGGUAGUGAUUGUCCUGCUGUUUGGGUGACUUAGGAGGCUGGACAAGGAAAAGGGAAGGCAUGGUUAGGGUAGUGAUUGUCCUGCUGUUUGGGUGACUUAGGAGGCUGGACAAGGAAAAGGGAAGGCAUGGUUAGGGUAGUGAUUGUCCUGCUGUUUGGGUGACUUAGGAGGCUGGACAAGGGAAAAGAAUGCAAUCAAAUGGUCACAACUUUUUAACCCUUUAAAUUGGGCACAGG
Messenger RNA from Eriocheir sinensis (Chinese mitten crab), 1229 nucleotides. RefSeq lists its product as uncharacterized. The record is from RefSeq and is a predicted model, not a curated record. Lineage: Eukaryota; Metazoa; Arthropoda; Malacostraca; Decapoda; Varunidae. The coding region runs from base 278 to 934 and encodes 218 amino acids. The transcript has 5 exons.